Messenger RNA from Dermochelys coriacea (leatherback sea turtle), 1103 nucleotides. It is a transcript of the gene MRPL32, whose product is annotated as mitochondrial ribosomal protein L32. The coding region runs from base 16 to 729 and encodes 237 amino acids. The transcript is spliced from 3 exons. Gene Ontology annotation, cellular component: mitochondrial large ribosomal subunit. NCBI's taxonomy places the organism in Eukaryota, Metazoa, Chordata, Testudines, Dermochelyidae. The record is from RefSeq and is a predicted model, not a curated record. Gene Ontology annotation, biological process: translation. Gene Ontology annotation, molecular function: structural constituent of ribosome.
GGUUCCCGGGGGGCGAUGGCGAGGCAUGCUGGGGCUUGUAGUCCGACGGCGGUGUGGAGGGGUGCACAGGGAAUGCUGGGAGGGGCAGUCCUGCGCCCCGGGAGCCUGGCGGGCGGGAGAGGAGCAGCGGACUCGCUUUCCCAGGCUGCCCCGCGGCCUCUCUGUCUGCGCCGCGAAGGGAAGAUGGCGGCGCUGGUGGUUUUCUGGUCGCCGGCUCGCGGGCUGAUGCAGCGCUGCUGGGGGCAGCUGGAGCGGAGCCUCCGGCGGGGGCUGCCCGGCCCCCCCUGGGCACCAGCAUUAGCUGUUCAGGCUCCAGCUACUCUUCCUGAUCCACUGGAAGAUAUUAGGGAAGAAAGUAACAAGGCUCCAAACUUUUUAGAUAGCAUCUUUUGGAUGGCAGCUCCCAAGAAGAGACGUACCAUUGAGGUGAACCGCUGCAGACGAAGAAACCCUAGUAAACUUAUAAAACUCAAGACAAAUAUAGAUGUUUGUCCUAAAUGUGGCAAUCUGAAACAGAAGCAUGUCCUUUGUGGCUAUUGUUACAAAAAAAUUAAAAUGGAAACUGGUCUCAUAAGGAUCCAAAUAAAGGAAAAGGAAGCAGGGCCAUUUAAUGCUCCCACUGUAGAGACUGUAGUCUUGUAUGAGGGAGAGAAGCCCACAGAACGAGAUGAAGGCAAGCGGAUCAUUGAAAGAAACAGAAAACGUCCAAGCUGGUUCACACAGAAUUGAUUCCACGGAACUAUAGAACUCCAUGUUGUCAAACAGUUGAUACUGCAGGAAAGAAGAAAAUGUUUAUCAAGAACAUUCAGUUUUUUAGUUCAUUUAAUGCUAAGAUGGGAAGCUGUCACCUUUUGGAAAACCUACUUCAAAAGCAUUUCCUUUAUGUGGGAUUGAAUGUGUGGCUGUGGGAAACAUCUGAAUGUAAUAGCAUCAUAGUUGAAAAAAGAGAGAGAAAAUCAGGAACAAUUUUAUGUUGAGGUAUACACUUAUUGCACAUUAAGUGCAACAUUGCUUUAAUGCUAUACUACUGUAAAUGAUUUUUUUGUAAUGGAAUAAUGUGAAAUAUAUUCACAGCUGUAAAAUAAAGUAUAUUAAGUUCUGUA